AUGGUUUCUCCUCGUUCCCAGAAUAAAAUGCCUCCCCUUUGCACGAGGCUGGAGGCUGUCUGUCACCGGCCCUCACGCUCCUGCUCCAGGCAGCCUCGCUUGGUUUCCCUGAGUGGACCACGCGUUCCAACAAAACCAGGCUCCUGGCUUUUUCUUGUUUUUCCUGUGCCCCUGUGUUCAGCAGGGGUGGUCCCCUGCCAUCUUGCCUCUGCACCCACCUGCGGCAGCCUCAGCACCUCCACUGCCCUCUCCCAAGACCCUGGCAGGGAGCAGCCCCCAUACCCAGCCCUGCCCCUGGGCCAGACUCCCACACGCCCGUCCCCCUCGGGUGGGACUUUUUGUUGUGUCACGGUUCUUGUGGGGCAUCGUCUACCACCUCUUGGGGUACGAGCUCCAAGAGAGAGGCUUAGGAAGGGAGGAGGAGCGCAAAUACAUAUUUGGUGCCUGCUGUCUGCCAGAUACCAUGUUAGGCUCUCGUCGGAGAGUUCAUGGCGUUCUUUCCCGUGGCUGGUAAGUGGCCGCUUGUGGUUGAGCCCCGGCCUCCCGCAACCUUUGCGUUUUUCUCUCUGCAUCCUCAGUGUUUGCAAGAUGCCUAUGAGGAGGUGGCUCCCCGCUAUGUGCCUAUUUAAGGAGUUUGUAAGUCCCGUGUGGGAGCUGGGGGGCUGGUCUGCUUGUGUCCGUAGCUCUUCCUCCCGUGCCUACCUCUUUAACCUUCUCCUCUUCUUUGCGACCAGGCUCACUCAAGAUGCUGGCUUGUUUGUAGCUGAGAUUGAGGUAUUAACAAGCUCCAGGUCUUCUGGUUGCCUUGCCCUAGAAGAGGUGGUGGAGGUGGGCUGGUUCCGGCUUCCUCAGAGCGCAGUGCCAGGGCAGGGAGCCGGGACCUCGGAGCUGCACAGACCUAGGUCUCGUCUCCUGCCUCUUGUUAACUCGGUGGUCUUAGACAAGCCGUUUGAUUGCUCUACGUCUUCUAGUCCUUGGCUGGUGAGAUGGAGCCACAGCAAUCCGUACUGUGGGUAUUCCUAGUAGAUACCUCUGCAGCUCACUUCUCCUGCCUGGUGGCUUAUCGGAGACCUAAAACAUGGGUAUGGAGGGUGGCUGGAGCAGAACCGGGGGGGCGGUAACCCGGGCAAGUGGGCACCUCGAGCCUGCGGGAGGUGGUGCCCCCACCCACCCACUGGUGCCGUGGAGUGGCGGGCGUCGCUGCGGUGGCAGAGUGAGGGUUAAGCAGCGAGCUCACAGCCUCUUGGUGCCAGGUUCGCUUCCCUCCCUCCCGCAUCUCAGCAGUGGCUGCCUGCUUCCUGCCGCUCCGGUCCCGUGGGAGGGGAGGUGGGCACCCUGAAGCCCCUCGUCACCGAUUCCGGGCCGCAGAGCGGAGAGUGACGACAGCCAGCCAGUCGUCAGUCGACGGCAGUGGGGACCCUGGUGACGGCUGCUUUGUUGUUUUUUUCCUCUUUGGAAGAUGACUCAGUGUGUCGGGAGCCGGGAGAUGGAGCUCGCAGCCGAGUGGCCAGGAUGUUCUGUCAACAUGAAAGCAGCAAAAACAGCUCAGCGGGGCGCUGAGCCGAUCCUCUCUGCCCGGGGUCAUUGUCAGGGAGGGCUGGGCAGAGGAGGCCAGCCCCGGGCACCAGGACGCGGGUGCCCGGGGUCAUUGUCAGGGAGGGCUGGGCAGAGGAGGCCAGCCCCGGGCACCAGGACGCAGGCGACGCCAGGUAACUCGACAGGGCUCUACGAGCUCGCGGAUUUUAGAGACUGGCGAGCAAAUACAGCUGUUUGUGUUGUCAGUGAGCUUGGCAAACAGGGUCAUUUUUUGAGCUCUUCUCCCUGGUCCCAAAAGACAGACAUUUUCUCAGGGCCGGAAGGGAAACCUGCCGGGAUUUCUCGCCAUGGCUCUGUCUGUGGUGGUCUUGGUGGUCGACCCUUGCAGCGCAGGUGUGUGGCAGGCAGAGGAGGUGAGCUCCAGCCGUCCGGGACCCCAGGAACAAGUGCGGCUGCGGAGACAUGGCGUCUUAGGCGGUCUCUGCCGGGCGGGCUUUACGUGAAGCUGUUGUGUCCCCUCGCCGGCCCUCAGCCGAGGGCAGCCUAGGCUCCCUGCCUGACUGUCCCAACCGAACCUGCUUCUUCGUCUUCCUCAUUUCCUUCUUAGGUGCAACAGUGGACCUGGAGUCCUUGACCUUUUAGUGUUUUUGCGCAUCAUCAUGGCGGCUCGGGUUCUAGACUCUUCUUGAUUCUGCAGCAUUGCGCCACGGGCGCGUGAUUCCCCCGCGGCCCCGCCCGGCGGGCCCCGCCCUGCCCCGCCAUGCCUUCUUGGGAGCAGGAGAGAAGAUGCACCUACCUCCACAGCCACCACAUCCUGGCCGGACCACCGUUCCCGGCCGGAGCACGCAGCGGAGGAGCACCUGUCUGCCUGGCCGGGUGCCCCUCCCCCCGUCUCCUCUCAUGCUAGCCCUGACAUUUGUCACCGGGCACCACCUCCUCUCCCCAGGGACCUCCCAGGGUGACUCACUUGGGAUCUCUGGUAGGAGUGGCUCCUGGGCCCCGAGAACCCGAGGGGCCAGGGGGACAUGACCGAGGUCACAGCCGAGAGUGGAGCACGGCAGGGGAUGGGAGCCAGGCGUCCCCACCCAGAGUGCAAAGGCAGCCACAGCCCCUGCACGUCAUGUCUUUUUGAGCCCGAGCGCACAGCAGCUUGACCUAAACAGAUGGCGUCUAUGUGGGCGUUGGGAACUUCAGUGUCUUGUAAUUUCUUCAUCGCAAAGCGCACACAGGAUGAGCGUCCGGAUUCUGUGCUCCACGGCUCUGUUUUUCUGAACGAGGUGAUGGACAGCCCCUCCUUGGUCAGACCCUGUACCCACUGGCACUGGCCUUUCUCCAGGACGGUGGACCCCCGGGUCACUUCUGCCUGGCUGUGUCUUGCUUCUUUCGCUGCAUGAUGGACAGCAGCUUCGGGCCAUGGCCCAGGGGCCGCGUAUCAGGCCCAGAAGGGGUCCCGGCGAGGGCGAACGCAGUUUGCAGCUUGGUUGGCCCCAUGAGCUGUACCACCCACCUCCCUUCUCUCGUCCCUGCAGAGCAGACAGGAGAGUGCGGCUGGCUGCAUGAGUGGGUGACAACCUUUUGGCGACUCAGGCUCGGCUGAGGACGGUGCCAGGGUGCAGAAGAGAAGCCGUCGCGGUGCCGGAUGGAGCGGCUCGCUCGCAUUUAUUUGGAACAGAGAAGGGAGACGCCUGGCAGCCCUGCUCUGCAAGCUCUUGCGGUCCCUGCCUUCCUCCGCCACUUCCUUGAGGAUAUUUGAGGGCACACUCGGCCACUAGCGUCCGGGAGCUGGGCCUGCUCGGGGUUGCUGGGAGUGGAGCCGCCGGCUUGUGUGGCUCUGGGGCCCGCGUGCUGAUUGAUGUGACGUGAUCCCAUUCUUGUCAGUGAGUCAGCACCAGGCUGCUCGCUGGAAACCAGAUGCAGCAGGAAAACAGAACCUCACGGCCUCCCUGCGUCCCAGAGAGAACCUGUGGAAGCUGCUGCUGUUUGCAUAUAAAAAGAGAAAACAAGGUGUUCCUUCCAGGAAACACGGAGCUACUCCAGUCCUGUGUUUGUACCGUCACCACUGCCUGCCCUGCCUUACAGCACUAGGGACAUUGACAGGCAUUGGAGAGGUGAGUGUGAGUGUGUGUGUAUGGUGUGUGUGUGUGUGUGUGAGAGAGAGAGAGAGAGAGAGAGAGAGAGAUAGGAGGAGGCGGGGCCAGCUGUGGGUUGUGAGGGAGGAAGUGGGAGGUGGGAGAGGAGCGCCAGCCCUGGGAGCCCCAGGCUCUGCCUGCGAUGGUGAAGGCACAGGCGCGUCUCUAGUGGCCACACGAUUUGGAGGCAACCCAGAGUCUGAAAUAAAUUAGUUAAUGGUGAAAUGAGAGUUGUAGUAACUGUGGAAAAUCAUGCAUCCUUUUGUGUUAUUACCACCUGCACAGUUCCCAGCACAAGGCUGACGCCAGGGACCCUGGGCUGUCUCUUAACACGGGGUGUGGGUGGGGAGCAUCCCCCCAACAGGCCGUCUAAGACCCCUGAAAUCACUGGGUCUAGUCUGCAAGGCAACUGCAGGCAGGACUCGAGGUCCCAUAUAAACCUAUCACAGGCUCGUUUUUAGGUUCGUCAUUGCGUAAGGCCUGCAAAUGAUGUUAUAAAUGUCCAAAUGGCCUUUGGCAGAAAAAAGCUUCCCUUCCCGCUGCUCACGUCAGCCUUGCCGGUGGCUGCUUCCUUUCCUGUUUGCCGCUCUGGUUUGUGAGGUAUAUGCGAAUGUGAGUGCGUACACCCCUUGGCGUGGGGCAGGGGGUUGGGUCCAGGACAUCCCUCCCCUGGUCUCCCCAGCCCUGGGUGCCAAGAGUCCCAUACGCUUCUGUGAACACUGUGUAGUAGUUGCAUAUUACCCACAUUCCUUCGCGUUCUUCCUAUCAUCUUUGGAUUAUGUGUAAUACCUAGUAUGGCGAAAAGGCCGCGUGGAUAAGGAGCAGUCGUACUGCCUGAAGAAUAGCAACAUGGAGUAGAGCGUGCAUGGGCAAGCAAGUUUAAUACAAGUGUGUUGUCUGUGGCGGCUGAGGCCGGGAGCCCGCAGCGGGAGGGCCGACGGCCUGUCCCCUGCAGUUGGGGGCGUGCAGUUGCCCCAUGGUCGCUGGAGGCCGUGAACACGUGGCCUUGAUUCAGGUGUGUCAGCACGCCGCAGUCCUGGGUGGGAGGGAGCUGCCUGCAGAGCUCGUUCCCAGGAGUCCAGGACUGACGUGGCUUGGCCCGGGGCCUGAGUGGCCGAGACCUAGGGUGUCCUUGCCGGGACCGCCCCACCCCCCGUACUGUGUCGUCUGCCCAGAGCUUAUCAUCUGCUGCCGCUCCUCAGCUCGGACCCAAGCAGUGACCAUGGCUCACCCUGCCAGAGGACGGGCACAGGCAGGGCGGAAGGGAACACAGGCUCCUGGCCGCUGGCCUCCCUCCAAGACAGGUGAACUUUGUGUUCAGAAAGGAACUUCUUUAAUCUUUUGGCCUUUAAUAGAAGUUAUUUGUAUUUUCUCUCCUUUAUUUUCCCUCCUCUCUCUCUCCCUCCCUCCCUCCUUCCCCUUCCCCCCUCGCCACCCCCCCCCCCCCAGCCUCCGAAGAAUUUAAUCUGCUGGACAACAAACAAUACUGUUAUAAAACUUUGAAAACAAGAGGGCGAGGCCUCCCUGACAAGGAGAGGGGCAUGCCGGGUAACGGCCCGGGGGAGCGUGCCAGCCCCGAGAUGGAGCCGGGCAAGAGCCCAGUUGGCUGGGUACCUGGGCUCCUGCCCCUGCCCAGCCCACUCGCCAUGCCGUCCCCCGUCCAGGAACCGAAAGGAAAGGGGGGCACAGAGGAGCUGGAAAAGGGAAGCUGUACGGGCUCUCCUGAUCUGAUGGGAACGCAGCAGACUGCAAACUUCCUCCUCCACCUUCCUCCCCUCCCUCUCGCCCUCCCCCUCCCCCCUCCUCCUCCUCUGGCUGCCUCCUGCUACUCACUGUUCUUGAGACUGGCCGGCAGAGGUCCUGAUAACCUAAGGAGGCUGGGACAGCAGUGUUGUCAGCCCAGCAGAAGCCGGGAAGGAGGCAGGCCUGGGGCUGCCUGGCCCUCGGUGCGGCCUAGCUGCCAGCCCCCCCCCCCCCCAGCUAGGGAGGUGGAGCCACGUCACAGGGUGUGCCCUGGUGCGUGUGCUCUGCCAGGUGCGCACCUGCGCCACGAGGUGCAUGGCUCUGCGCCGGCUUCCUGGUGCUGCCUCCUCCGGCCGAGCCGGGCCGGGAUGUCUGGCUUGUAGACAUGCUCUCCGCUCCGCCACACUGCUGCUCUCCGUCCCAGGAGGAGCGGAGGCUGUGCUGCACAGGCUGGGCGUGCCCCUGGAGUGGCUCCUGGGGACCAAAGCGAGCUUUUCCCAGCUGGCAGGUGCGUGGGCCUGUGACAGUGGCACCUGGUGGGACACCGUGCCUUAGUUACAGCGUGGCGGCUGGAGGAGGGAGCGACCCAGCCCUGCCUCGGGGGAGGGGUGGCAGGGGGCCUCUGGGCAUCUCCCACUAGCCCUUCGGAGGUGGAGCCCUGUGAAGCUGAAGCUUCUCUUCUGGUGCACCUCCGCUAGCCGAGCAGGUGAAUCGGGCGUGGCGAGGUGGCGCCCUUCCUUUGGGUUGCGUCGGGCAGGGCCUGGGAGCUGUGUGGGGGCGUUGUUUGUGUAGUGGGUUGUAGGCAUGCUGACUUGUCCUUUCCCGGGGAGCGCUGGCUUCCUGGGCGGCAGCACAGGGCUGUGCCUGUCCUCUGUGAGAGCUGAGACCCCCGCUCUGUCUGGGAACAUGGACACCAGGCUGUGGUCCUCCAUCCCUGCUCCCUAUGCCCGUCUCAGGCCAGGGCCGGCUGGCCACCGUGCCUUCCUCUCUGUCCGGCCAGCAGUCCCCACCCAGAACCUCCCCUGGGGAGUUUCCGAGAUUUUGCUGAUGGUGUCGAGGAAGGGACAGAAAACCUAGCUUGUUGGGAGUGCAGCUGCCUAGAAAUGUAGGCCUGUGGAGCCCGGGGAGCUGAUGCUGGGCGCAUGGGUGCUUGGAAGGCUGUGACUUCUUGCCCUGUUACGCAAGGAGCCCAGAGGGGCUGGAGGAUGUUACUGGGGUCCAGGGCCUGGGCCGAGCCGUGGUCAGGAGGCUGCUGGGAUGGAAGCACCUGAUGGAGAUGGCCAGAGGCUGGGGGCCAGUCAGCGCUGGGCCCUUCCACGCACAGCCUUCAGUUUAUCACUCUUUCCUCUGAUUCAUUAACCACCGCGAGCUGGCAGCAGGCCCCGCCCUGACAGCUAAAGACAGAAUGUCCAGGACACUGGGCCUGGGCCGAGAGUGACAGGAAGCUGGGCCGGCCUUUCCGUCCCUGCAGACAAUACCCCGGGACUGUCUGGAGGGCAGGUCGUUCCCCUUUUGCUAAAGGGCCUGCCCGGAGCCCCUCUCACCAAGACGAGCUCUUCCCCGCUGCCAGGAGCCCUGAAACCAGCAUUCCCAGUGGCAAGAAGAUGGAGGAUCUGGCUCGGCUUCCGGCACCUCCCCCAGCCUGGCUGGAGCUCGCAUCCGUCACGUAAGUAGCGGUGACUCAGCACCCAGCGCUGGGUCAGGAGGGAGACGCUGCUGCCUUGGCAGGAACCUUCCCACGUUCCGGAUCGUGCACGCUGCGGCCGCGCAGAGCAGGCAAGCAGGACCUGGUUGCUGGGGGCCCGCAUCUCUCUGCUCCGCGGGUUUUUGCUUUUGGUGGGGGGUGGCGUGGGAGAGGCAUCUCGCAGAUCAGGAACCCCUUUGCUUUCUGUGUUAUUUUAGGAGCACCCUUCUGGGCCUAGGAUGUGUAGGGCUCUGAGAGACAUAGCCUGGCUCCAGUCAAGUAGAAGCUGCCUGUGCAAUCUCCACCCCGUUUUCGGCCAAAGGCCCGUGAGUGGGAUUUAACCCUUGGAUGGGGCUUGCUUGGCCCGCGUGGCGCGUGUUUGCGUAUCUGGUUUUGUGUGUCCUCAGACAAAACACGGCCUCCCCAGGCCACUGUGUGCUGCUGCUGUGGCUGCUGCCCAGUCCUCUGCCGAACACUGGGCUGAGUGGGACGGUCCACCCCGGCCUCGGCUCUGCAGACGGGUUCACCGAGGCCCAUUCAGGGCAGGCAGCAGCUCCCUGCUCCCAGAGCUGGCGCCAGACGGUGUUGGAGCCACUGUGUGACCCUUUCUCUACCGCCAGGUCCCUGCCCAGGCAGAGGAGCGUCCUGCAGUGAGGGCGGGGAGGGGGGGAGCUGCUGAGCGCGGAGCCCAUCGGGCUGGGGCUGGGGCUGGGGCUGGGGCUGGGGCUGGGGCAGGGGCAGCUCGCCAGGGGCUUUGCCCCCAGGCAAUCUGUGGGCUGAAGUGGCAGAAUCCAGUGGCUCUGAGCGGGCAGCGGGGCCCUCGGCAGGCUGUGUGUGCCGGGGCCACCUCCUGAGGGUUCUGGCUGGCCCUCGGGCUCCUUGCCUGGGACUGGCUGUCCCUUCCAGCAAGGCAGAAGUGCCACUCGCUCCAGGGCAGUCAUCGCUGAGCUGCCUGUAGGAGGAGGGGCCCUUGGUUCUGUGGCGAGAGCUGAGACCGGCUGGCCCUUGGGAACUGAGUGGAGUCUGGGAGGGUAGGAGAUUUCGGGGUGAAGAUUGCUAUGGCCCCUCCUUCCUGUAGAGCACCUACAGCCCGCAUGCCAGUGGUUCCUUGGCGUGUCUUCAGGGAGCUGAGCGUUAGGUGGUAGCCCCAAGAGAGGGGAGCCAGGACUCGGGGCUCCGGUGCCUGCCUCUUAGUUCUUUCUCUUGUGGUGGGGGCCCCUUACUGUCUGUGCAGCUCCUCUGCUGGACUCGGGCUGGCGCUGGGCUUUGUGGGUAGCAGGAGCCACGUUACCUGACCACGGUAAUCAGGCAGGGUAAGUGCUUUCUCAAGGACAGGGCACCCGAAGCCUCCCCCAAGCCAGGCAGGACUGGGACGCUUUCCUUGAGCUGAGGUGAGAAGCAGGAUGGGGGCACGGGCGGGGGCCGCUGAGGGGCAGCAGCUAAGGGCGAGUGUGUGGAGAGCUGGGAGUGUUCCAGAGAGGGCACAGCACAGCCAGGUCUCCUGUGACGGCACAGGGAAGGGAUUUGUGUUUCCUGGCGACAGGAGGUCGCCAAGGAAGACUGUGAGUGCCGAAGUGCAAAGCCGAAAAGCUGAGGACUCCCAGACGGGACCCGUGCACCCCGCAUAUCACAAGAUUUGGACCCUUGCUGACAGCUCUCAUUCCGCACACACGCCUGCCGUUAAACCCCUCACUGUUACCCGCUUCUCAGGGCCCAGAUGCCAUCACUCAGAGCCAAGGGCUGCAGUAGGACCCGCUGGGCAGGCUCCCCCACCCCACGCAUCUCUGUGUCAGGCUGGGGAGGGGAGCAGAGUAGUGCCUCCGAGUCACCUGUCCCCUUGCGGGACCAGAGUCCUGCCCCAUCACCCACCCACGGGUAGCGCGUUACCUGCGGGGCCUUCAAAAGGAUUGCGAGCAACUAGAAUAAAGAGGCACGUUUCUGUUUGCUGCGAAGAGGAGCCGAGAGAAGUCCGCGUGUGUUUUCUCACAGUAUGCACUUUCCGUGACCCUUCUGAAGACCCCUCCUACGUAAUCAGCACCAUCCCGCCUCAGGACCCCGCCCCCCCAGAAAUACCGCUGGGGCUCCCCUCCCUCUCCUGCUCAUGAUUAAGUCCAAGAACAAAAUGUGAGGGCACUCCAGGCUGUAGGGCGGCCCCGGGGGGAAAGACGGGCAGACGUGGGACCUCAUGUAUGGGUCAUGUGACUGCGGACUAGCACCUUAGCUUCGUAAAGAUCAGCUUCUACUGAAAACAAAAAAACCAAAAUGACCUCCGCUUUCUAGGACUGUUGUGAGAAUGAAAUAGCAGAAUUCUUGAGGUCCACAUUUUCUUUCUUUUCCUUAAAGCUACACUACCGUUAGUGCCAGGAUCCAGGAAGACGACAAACCCAAAUCUAAAGGUCUGAAGAACUGGCAGGGAACCCGAAAGGUACAUCUGUACCCGUUUCUUCCUCUCGGUUAUGGUAUCAGAGGAAACACUUCACCAAACCAGAAGUGGUGAUGCAAAGGAAGAAACUGAUUUGAAGUUCAGUUUGCAAAUCUUAUUUUCAGGCAAAUUUGAAAACAAAAACUUGAUUCUUGUGUUAGAGGAUUACCUACUUGGUGCAGUUACAGGAGGCGGGUUCUUAAAUUCUCAUCAGAGGCCACAUCAGAUUGUCAGUGAAGGGGUUCGUAUUUGGAUGUUCUGAUCCUUGCAUACGGGUGGGAGGGAGGAGCCGGUGUUCUUUCACAGCAGGGCACGUGAGGGUUGGCCUGGCCCGGGUGAGGCUCACCUUGGGCGUGGCUGCAGCCUCCUAGGCAGGUAGGGUGCCCAAGGAAUGCCUUGCACGCUGGGAGAUACCAUACAGUAUGGAUGUGACAGUUAAUGUAUUUUGAUACUAGCUUGGCUCCUUAGUUCUCGCGUGCCUGCUCACAGAAUGUGUGCAUUCGUGUUGCUCUCGUGUACUGGAGGCAUCGGCCCUGACUGGCAUGUUGCUUUGGGCACCGCUGGGCGGCCCCCCCGUGUCUUCUCUAAGAGGGCUUCGUGCCCCGUCGCAAGUGGAGCUGCAAGAAGAUACUCCUCCUCGGGCUUCCGGUCGCAUCUCCCUUCGGUCUGCGGUGACACCCUCUUCUUCUGGAAGCUGGUUUCACAUGGUGGCUUAGAUUUUUCCAUCUUUGUAUCUAGCACCAUUUGAAAUCAGUGUUUUAGGAGUAAGAAUUGCAGCGCAGCAGGGCGUGGACGUCAAGGAACUGCUCUCAUGGAACUGGCUCCUCUCCCCUGGCCACCUGAGCCUGCGCGAGAAGCCGGGGGAAGCACUUGAACAGCAGAGUCGCUCUGGAAAACGCUGCGUUGUUGGAGGGCUGCCGGUGGGAGGCUUGUGUGUAACGCGGUGGCUUGAGCAGGAGCAGAGGUUGCGACGCUCUUCCUGUUGACUGCUCACAGCCGGUGACGGCUGAUGCGCUGGCAGGGCUCGGAGCUGCGAUCAUGUUAGCAGGUGCUGACGUAUUGGGUAUUGAUUGUGACAGGCGAGGGGGAGGGCCGUGUGCUAGAGGGCUGUUCCGACCACACCAGCGCUGGCCGCCCGCCCCCAGAGGAUGCCCCCGAGCGUUCAGCUGUGUUGCCGCGCAGCUGUCAGACUUGUCACCUGCGCACAGGUGCAGCCCUGGGAGCGCCACCGGCCCAUCUCUUACACAGGCUGACCGAUUUCUCCUGGUGUUCAGAGUCUGUUUUUGUCUAGCACCAUUUGAAAUCGGUUAUGAUGUAGGGGGAAAAGCAGCGACCUCCACGCCUCGUGCCACCGCCUGUGGUGUCCUGGAAGACGAACGGGCAGAGUGGGGAAGAUCAUCACACCUCCCCUCCUGACUUCUUUAACUGCAUUUAUGAUAGCGUUAUUGCAGAGGUAAGAUGUAAAGUAAUGGAUCUGAAAGCAACAAAUCACUGUAAUUUAUCUGAUGCUCUCCGUUGUGUUUUCUGAAGUGCGGAACUGCUAUAGAUUGAAUAAACUUGGUUGCUGUUGAAUUAUCUUUCUGUUAAGCCUGAGCCUAUUCAUACAUCCUGACCUUAAUAAAUAAUUUACUAUAUUCAAUUUA
Messenger RNA from Oryctolagus cuniculus (rabbit), 11157 nucleotides. Lineage: Eukaryota; Metazoa; Chordata; Mammalia; Lagomorpha; Leporidae. The record is from RefSeq and is a predicted model, not a curated record.